AUGACAGUAACACAAAGAAUGCCAGGGUUUCUGCCCACAUCUCUGGAUGUGUUUUGGUCUGCAUUUUCCUCCUCCUACGCUUACCUGCCUUGCCUCAUCCCAUCUGUCUCCUCCGCCGGUCUGAAGGAGCUUACACGCUCCGCUCAGCAACAGAUCGAGGCAGCUACAUCCUCACCAAAUGUCAUCUUGCAAGCUUUUCCCCAGACUCCUUCAUGGAGAGAGGUUUUUCGUGUACUCACAUGUUAUGGGGGGGUGGAGCUACUGCUGGUCCUGUGGGGCCUGGAUCUCUCCCAGCCCUGCCCUCGUCACUGCAUCUGCUACACCUCGCCCAGCACCGUUUCCUGCCAGGCCCACAACUUCCACGCCGUGCCCGAGGGCAUCCCCGCUCAAAGCGAGCGGGUCUUCUUACAAAACAACAAGAUCCAGCGGCUCCUCCGAGGCCACUUCUCGCCCACCACCACCAUGCUGUGGCUGUACUCCAACAACAUUUCCUACGUACAGCCGUCCACGUUCCACGGCUUCGACCGGCUGGAAGAGCUCGACCUGGGGGAUAAUCGGCACCUGAAGGCCGUCGCCUCGGACACCUUUAUGGGUCUGGGUCGGUUACACGCCCUGCACCUGUACCACUGUGGCCUGAUCAGCCUGCCUCCAGGGAUCUUCGCAGGCCUGCAUAAUCUCCAGUAUCUCUACCUACAGGAUAACAAAUUAGAGUUCUUAGAGGAUGAUUUAUUCAUUGACCUUCUGAACCUAAGUCAUCUCUUCCUGCAUGGAAAUCGACUUUGGAGUCUUCGCCAAAACACCUUCAGAGGACUGGGGGUCUUGGAUCGACUCCUUCUGCACCAGAACCGAAUCCAGUGGGUUGAUCGGCAAGCUUUUCAUGACCUUCGGCGCCUCACCACGCUCUUCCUGUUUAAUAACUCCAUCACCGAGCUAUCCGGUGUCACCCUGAUGCAGCUGCCCGCCCUGGAGUACCUGCGUCUGAACGACAACCCUUGGGAAUGUGACUGCAAGGCCCUAUCACUCUGGGACUGGCUACAGAGGUUUAGGGGCUCCACCUCCACUCUGAUCUGUGUUUCUCCGCCGGAGCUGGCAGGAAAGGACAUGAAGAAUGUGAAGAAGGAAGAGCUACCCAGCUGCUUGUCAAAUGAGGGCCACGGAAGAGGUACCUCAGGAGGGGAGAUGGAGCAUGGAGACUAUUUAAACCAACUGAACUGCCACAGAAACCAUCCCAACCAUCAUCAGCAGCCUUACCUGCCGCAUGGGGACCAGCACAAUGUGCUUUCACCUUCACCCCAGCCGCGACCGCCAAAGGGAAGCCGCAAAAACUGUACCCGCCGGGGCCGCAAGGCAAAAGUGGGGCUCAAUGAGGUGCAGGUUCUUCAGCAUGGGGUUGAGAAGGACUACUCUCCAGACGGAGAUAAAUACGACAUGUCUGGAUCCUCAAGAAGGAGGAACAAGUGCAUCCCCAGAACUUCUGUUGGUCCACCAAGUGGAGUCCAGAGAGCUAAUAAUAACACAGGGUCCCACUCAGCAGUAUACAUUCCCUGUUUGUCAUCAGCUCUGCUUCUGUCAAUCUAUUUUGUGAUCCUGCGCUGAAUCAGGACCAGGACACUCGUGUGCUUAUGAUGCAACCUUAUGAUUAAUGCUCCUAAAAAAACACCCUGUUCUGGCUAUUUAAGGAGAUAUAUAUGGAUAACCAAGUGUGUACUUGACACUGUAUUGAGAACAUUAUGGAGUAUUCCUGUGGUAAAAAUGCAAGAACCUUCCUUAAGUCAAAAAAUGGAGUCAGGGAAAACAGUUUAGCCCAUUGUUUUGAUGAUGUCAGCAUAGAAACAACAGGGAAACUUCUGUCUCUUUGGCAUCAGUCACUUCAUCAAAAUUAUGUACUCAUGACAACUGUACAGCCUCAUGAAAUAAUGAGCCAAUUAUUCAUUCAAAUAAACGUAAGAGCAUGGUAAGUAUCAAAACAGUUAACCCUCUUGACUCAAUAGUGCUCUCACAGCACAGCCUUGAUCUGUCACUCACACUAGGACAAAGACAGUCAUUUAAAGCUGCCUCUGUGCUCACUCAACAGCACCUUAAGAUUAGGAAACAAAGUACCGCAGACACUGGUGGCAUGAAAAUGAGUCAUUGUGAAGAGUUUCAGCAGUAAUAGCUGUAAUCACUAUCAAUCUGCCAGCAAAUUGGCUCUGCUUCCAUGUCUCGCAGUAGUUUUAAUGCACAUCUGUACACUUCGGCAUCUAAAUAAUACAGCUGAAAUUGUCACACAGCAAUAUAAGUGUCAAUUUGUCAAAUCAGUCCAGUUGAAAGCUAUCGUUUAUCCUCAACUUUGCAUACAAACCUAAAAGCCAUUCCAAGCCAACAAAUUGUUUUAAAAGCCAACUGGUCCCAUUCAGUGUCCUAGAGUGAGUGAAUAUUUCUGAGAAACUGUUGUAUGACUGGGGGUGUAAAGUGGAAAAAGAAAAAAAAAAUACUCUAAAGCCAUGCGGGUAACACGAAGCUAGAUAACAAGAGUGCCUAAUCGGACCCAGUAAUCAGUAAGAACAACAUCUGGAGGCAAGAGACGACUUCAUUCACUCCCACCUUCUCUUGCUUGAGUACCUCUCUGCAGGAAAAGAAAAAGCUAAGGAUUUAGCCUAGGUCAUAUAACUUCUCAUUCACUAAAACUAAUGUGCACUUCUCUCUGUAAUGCUGUGUAUUGUUCAAAAGCACCAUUCAGUCCAAACAGUCACAAGAAACAGAUUCUGUGUCAGAGGUCUGAUCAGCCUCUGUUGAGUAAAACGUCAGAUCAGAGUCGGUGAAGCAUGAAGGAGCGAAUGGACUUCUCUGGUGUGUUAACGAGGACUUGUUGAUCUGCAAGCCUGUCUGAAGAGUUGGAUUUUUAUCGCUGCUAGGUCUGAAGAGAGAAAAUCCCUACGACCCUUUUGGAAGCUAUGGGCUCUUCUUAAAGAAUUACCAAUGACAGAAGGAACCCUGGGACACAGGACCCCUUUUGAUAACAGGGUAGUUCCAGCAUGGUCUUCCCCCUGAAAAAAAAAAAGAUUAACCACGUUCACAGCUCACUGCAAACCUCUAUGCCGAGUUAGUCCAGGGUGAGCCAAGAACCAGAGACUCACUCGGAUUUCCUUUAGACAUUCUGUUUUUCUGUGUAACUCACCAAAGGUCUCAAGAGCUCAACUGCAAGAGGUGGAAACCAGUUGGUAAAGCAAAAUAAUCCAUUAUUUCCUACAGCACAACAAAGCAGUGACAUCACUAUUUGAACUAGUUGCUCCUUUUAAGUAGAGAUGCACCAAGAAAUUGACUGGUGACAGGAAGUGGACGGUUUUCAGCUGGAUUGGCCGAAACAGAUGACCAGCAACUGGAAACUCGAAAAUUCUGAUCACUUUCUUAUCACUGAGUAAGCACUAGUGGCUUACUGCUGCACUAGCAAGAACAUUUAAUAGUGUGGAUGCUGUUACUGAGUGAAGAAGACUCAAAGUUAGGUUCACGUUUAAAAAAACAGCACAGAAGCUACUUAAAAAGAAAUUAGUUUUGAGACAUGUCUGUAGUUCUUUCAGGUUGCAAGAAAGGGAGCAAGUUUGAUUUUUAGCUGAUAACAGGAAGUCUGAGUUCAGCACAAUUGCUCCGUUCUAUCCCUUGAAACUUCCUCAUUCUUCUAUGGAACAUGCUGGAUUUGAAAAUGUUGGUAGCCUUUUGGAAAUCUCAAAGUUAAAGGGAUAGUUUGGAUUGCUUAAGCAAAGUUCUGUGAACUUAUCAGUAACAGCUGUCUUUUCUGCUGCAGACAGAUGUCAUUUCUCAGAUUUGUAAAAAGUUAAAUCCUCAAAGCGAAUCAGAUUAACUAUCUGCUUAUACCUAUUUUGGCCAUUUAAAAUAACUCAAACUGAAAAUGUUCACAUCUAUGUGACACAGUUCUGUUGACUGUCUACACUUUCGCAACACUGUUGUUGAAUCUGUUGCAGUUUUCUUAGCUGAUUGACGUCCAUAUCACUAUGCUAAAGUUACCUUAAUAAAGACUGUCAGCUGUAUCAAUCUGCCUCAUCUACUGCCACUCACAAAGGCCCUGGCAUGGUUCUCCAGAUCCAUGAACUUGAACUGCUUGGACGUCGUGAACCCCUGAUCUUGUCAUUUUUUGCUCAGCUGAACGACCAUGUUCCAACUAAAGAUCUGGAGUCUCAUUGUCCUGUGAUGAGCUGGACACAUGUCUAGGGUGUACUCAACCUCUUGCUCAUUGACCACUGGUUAUAAUCACUGUAUUAUUCUGAUCGGUGCAUCUCUACUUAUGACCAAACAAUGACUAAGCUUAAAAAACAUUACAAUCAUAACAGGCUGUUACAAAAAGCUCCAAAAUGUGUGGUCCAGUUUGCAGACUACCUAUAGGAACUGGUUUGUAGAGGAAUCCAAGGGCAGGGACUAUAAUUGUACCCCGCUUGUGUGUUUUUCCAGCUGAGCCCCACCUUUUCAUGUCUAUCUUGAUGUCAGGACAUUCAGUGGCCUGUUACUAUAGUGUCACUGUCCUGACAAAUAAGAUUCUAGGCCCCUAUACCAGUGAACUUUGUUUGUGCUGCUGUAAAUCAAGAGGUGAUGUAAAUUGUGUCUGUUUAUUCUCGUGAGAAUGAAUUUUGUAAUAAAACAAAAAUAAAUAAAAGGGAAGAAAAAGUGGAGAAGUGACACUCUCUGUCACAUCUCACUUGUUCCUAUAAAAAAUGUACAGAGAGCUAAAGGCUGGAACUUUGUUAUUUUUAUAACAUUCUUAUAAUCGCUUAUUUGUUUGGAUUUCACUCUUUUUGUCUUGCUGAGUCACUCAAGAUAAACAACACACUGCACUGUCCUACGUGCUUCUCCUCCUUAUGUCUUUCCUUGCUUUCCAUUUGUCAUUCUCCUUCUCCAUCUUUCCUCCUCCUUGUUUCUCUUUACCGUCUCAUCUUCCUCUGCUGCCGUUCCCUCUUUUCAAUGAGCACACACAGACACACACACAAGCACACACACACACACACAUAUACACAUACACACACAUGUCUGUGUAUUAUUUUCCUCUACUUCUUUGUGGAACCCAAAUGUUUUCUAUGUGGUUAUCAAACAAUGCCAGACUGAAGCUGUUUAUAAAUAACAUUAAACAGAUAGUGUCCUCAAA
Girardinichthys multiradiatus is the source of this 5131-nucleotide messenger RNA. RefSeq names its product reticulon-4 receptor-like 1 (gene rtn4rl1a). Gene Ontology annotation, molecular function: protein binding. Lineage: Eukaryota; Metazoa; Chordata; Actinopteri; Cyprinodontiformes; Goodeidae. Gene Ontology annotation, cellular component: plasma membrane. The record is from RefSeq and is a predicted model, not a curated record. Bases 1 to 1596 code for a protein of 531 amino acids. The transcript is spliced from 3 exons.